AUGCGUCUUCUCACCCACAACCUCUUGGCAUGCUCGGCACGCACUUGCCUCACCACGUCGAACAACUUCCCCUUGGCCCUCAAAGAUGUGCAGCUCGAAGUUGUAGAGGUCGAGUACAAUGAGGGCUUCUUGAAGGGCCUCAUGGGUGGGGGAAAGGUCGAUUGGAGAGGUCUGGUGCAGACUGUGAGAUCGCUCGGUGACAGCUCGCUGCCCGAGACGGUCAAUGAGGACGAACUUGACGACGACAUUCUCAAGAAGCUUCAUCAUCUGCUACUCGAGAUCCACGUAACACAAGGAGCCAUGGUCUGCCCAAACUGCUCUCACGUCUUUACGAUUCGCAACGGCAUCCCGAACAUGGUGAGUAUAGAGCCCCGAUCCUGUCGCGUGCAGCGCCGGUCCCUUGUGCUUUGGUUCUCAUCUCGCUCGCUCCAAUGUUCGCUCACUCAUUGUGUCCCUUUGGUUCGCUCAUGUUCGCAGCUCCUGGCCGACCACGAGGUACAGCGCUAGGUCAUUUCGCGCCAGGCCGUGAAGUCUUGUCAUUCGCCGAAAUACCUCCCCUCACCGUUUCUCUCUGCAUCGUGUCGUCCGUUCAUCAUGUUGUACCACAUUCAUCUCACCUCGAAAAUUCCAUCAGCUGUGAUAGCCCAAUGCG
Molecule: messenger RNA, 652 nt
Organism: Jaminaea rosea
Lineage: Eukaryota; Fungi; Basidiomycota; Exobasidiomycetes; Microstromatales
Product: Trm112p-domain-containing protein
Exons: 4
Coding region: 1-507 (168 amino acids)
Biological process (GO): rRNA (guanine-N7)-methylation; peptidyl-glutamine methylation; tRNA methylation
Molecular function (GO): protein heterodimerization activity
Source: RefSeq, a predicted model, not a curated record